This is a messenger RNA of Pomacea canaliculata, 3529 nucleotides long. Its product is annotated as inhibitor of apoptosis protein-like. The coding region runs from base 1125 to 2396 and encodes 423 amino acids. The record is from RefSeq and is a predicted model, not a curated record. The transcript is spliced from 6 exons. NCBI's taxonomy places the organism in Eukaryota, Metazoa, Mollusca, Gastropoda, Architaenioglossa, Ampullariidae.
GAAGUCCACAGUGAUGCAAGGCCGGUGGGUCAAGCUUUAGAGUGUGCUGACUCCCAUCUACAAAAUGUAGAGAGAGAUGAGGAUGCAAACUGCUGAGAAAGGCGCGUAAGAGCCCCCACUCAACCUCCUGUGGUUAUACGGGUCACGACCUUUGUGUGGCCUCCGUCUCGCGUUGUGAACCCCGUGAGUCACAUGACGUGUAGCGAUGUCUACUCCACCAUCUUGUUUUCAGCUUGGUCCAACUUCUGUUUGCCGAGUAGACUGAACCAGAGACUGACUGAAUGUACGUGUGUACUUGACAAGCUUGAGAGGACUGAUGAAUCACAAGACGAUACAGCUAACGAUGACUGACGAAUUGCAAAGUCGGAGUAAAACUGAAAAGAAACUGCCACUGUCCAGCAAGGUACAGUUGAAUAAUGUCCGGUAUCAAGGAAGGAGACGACGGCUGAUCGGCUAAAGCGGUUUGUUUUGUUAAUGAAUCAUAAUCGGGAAACAGAACAAAUACACACAAAAGCGAAUGUGACAAAGCAGUAUGGCCUUGUAAGGUCAGGGAGAGAAACAAAUAUUUCAAGCAGGAGUCCAGAAAAAGGAACAUCACAGGAUCUGGUACCAGACAAUCCUCCUAUCGAUGGAAACAGAGAGGACAGUUGUAUGACUUUUUAUCAUCAUCAGCCAGAAAAACGAACUGGGGAUGUUUUGUUCCCUAAGUCAUAUUCAUGCCCUGCAAUAUUAGACAUUCCAGCAGCUCAUGUACCCCCGGCUGGUGAACUGGAGCUCACAAAGACAAUGGUUAUAGGGUCAAGUAAUAGAGACGAGCUGAAAACACAACCUGACCAAUCUAUAUGCAGAGGUAGCGAAAUAUCUAAUUUACAGGAAAUUAUAAAGAAAAAUCGACGAUGGGGCAAAUAUCAUCCAGACACUUGCCAGAAACUUUAGUACAACAAUCAAAAGUGAAACCCAAAAUGACAGAUGAAGUUCUAGAAACCUGUUUUCAAAGGAAGAAAUUGAAAGUAUCGACGCUAAAAUAAGUUUUAAAAACCGAACACGAGACAUCUUUCAACGGUCACUUAGAAGAUACGAGAGUUUAGGAAAGGAAACAAUGCGGGAAAUAAUGUUCAGUUCAGAUGCCAUCACCCCUUCUGAACGAGCUAAAUAUUCAACAAAGACUUCAGGUAGUAUUGAUGAAGCAAGAUGAUAUAGUAUCUGCUCCGCUACUUCCCACCAGGCUUAGCGACCCCCUGGUGUCGGAGUUCUGGCGCCUUGCAACCUUCAAGGAUGCGGUGGACGUUCCGGUGUUCGUCCAGCGUCUGGCGCAGAGCGGCUUCUACUACAACGACGAGCUCAACGACAUUCUCUGCUUUAGUUGUGGUGUCAGCAAGAGGCACUGGCACCAGGGGGACAGACCUGCGCUAGUUCACCUUCACCUGUCACCGAAAUGUCCCCAGGCCAACUCCUGUGACUCCAGGAACAUCCCAAUCACAACCAUGUAUCAGCCGCGCGUGACGUGUCCAACCAGAAGUGACACUGCAUCAUUUUCGGACCAACCACACCUGGUAGAUGACCACAGAAAUAACGCUACUUCUAUGCACAACCCUACUGCAUCAGAGAAGGAACCUAAUUCAUCUAGCAAAGAUUCCAACUCCUCCAAUUCAACAAGACUUAGCUCUGAAAAUACUGGAUCUGUCGUUUCAUCUUCUUCAUCAGCAACUCCAAGAAUAGUGCCGCCUCCUUAUGAUGCUACCAAAGUCACUUACCGUGACGUCACGUUUAGCCAGCGGUUGUUGACCUUUACCACCUGGUCAAGCUCUACACCUUCCCCAUCUGAACUGGCUGAAGCUGGAUUUUCUUACCUAGGGGUUGGAGACAGCGUUCGCUGCUUUUCCUGUUCACUGACACUGAAGAACUGGACAGGGGAGCUUACCCCAUGGGUAGCGCAUGUGGUGUAUCGCUCAUCCUGUGACUUCGUUCUCUCUGUCAAAGGCGAAGACUUUGUUACAACUACGCUGGUGACCUUUGGCAGAGCCCAGCAUAAAGCAGUUGGAAAUUCAUCGAGAAUGCAGACGCACGAAGCAACUGUUUACGUCACCCAUGUGUCACACACGAGGGAGGCAACUGCUACCGGAAGUAAACUUCGCUCUCUGGCGGCACAAGGUGGUAUCCCCUGUGAUUCAGUUUCUCUCACCAGCGACUCCAGGCCGCAGAUGACAGGUACCCGGAUUCAACUGGACUCUGUGCACGAGAUCCUAACCUGUAGAAAGUGUCGCCACCGCGAGGUGGACACAGUCCUCCUGCCCUGCGGUCACCUGUGCGCGUGCAGUGCGUGUGCUUCAGACAUGACUCAGUGCUUAGUUUGUCUCCAGACUGUUAUGGCCACUGUCCUUGUACAGCAAGAGUGAAAAAGAAGACAACAGUCUGUCUACAGGUUUGCCAACACAUUUUGCAAUUCCGUCUGAUGGGAAACAAAUUGUAUAUUUGUAGUCGAUUCUAAGCAAGGAAUAUUAAAACAGAAAACCGAAUUCAACAAAAACCUUACGAACCUUGCCUGUAGCUUAUUUCUCCUGUAAUCAAAUUUUAAAUGUUAGAAGAUUUAAAAUUUUGAAGAGCACGGUCAGGGGUCAUGAAAACAUCGGAGACUUGUCAUUUGUCGUAAGUCAUUAUUAGUAAACUAAACUUUUGAUGGCAAAUUUUUUUACUGGUCACACAGCGUCUGUUAGAGACCUGAUUUUCAUUUUACUGUAAAAUAUUUAGUAGGAUUGACAGAAUAGCUUUUUGAAGUUAGAUAUUUUUAACAAACAGCUGUUGAGUACCCACCACCCAAACUAUAUUUCAACUCUCACACAGCUGAGAGGAUCAGUAGUGUCCACGUCGUGUAGUUUGACGUGUUUGUAGAAAUAUAUUCCUGGGUUUGACAACUUGCUGGCAAAUUAACGUUUCAUUUAAAAAUACUGGAGUAUGUAAUCGAGUUGCCAUACCAUGAUUAGACAUUACCCCUGCAGUGUGUUUAGUACAGAACAUUGCUUUGUGACUGUAUCUCGACCAGAACACUAUCAUAUUAUAUUUUGUCAGAGUGUAAUAAGUAUGUAUGCUGAACUCAUUAAUUACUGAUUAAAGUGCUAAUCACUCAAAAGAUGUCACUGAAAAAUAGACUAACCCUAACUAUAAACCCAGCCCUAACAAAAAUCUUAUCGUUGUUGCAAUCUUUCAUUACUUUAUAGCGGGGUAUAGUUUUAACCAUGUAAGGGUUGACCCCACGAUAGUCAUUGGUGAUUUGAGUAAGAAGAAGAAAAGUUCCUAUCAUAUUAUCCACAUUAAGUGUAGAUAAAAGCAGGCGAUACGUGUGUUUCGUUCUCUUCCACCCAAACACUUGGCAAAGAUGUAGAGACGACAGUCACGUGGGUUGAGAAAAGCUGAGAGGUUAACACGAGGAAAGACCAGCUCCUAUAAGAUGUGUAGAUGGGAGAUGCAGCUAGAGAGUAAACAUUUACUUUUAAUGGUUGUAAUAGAGUGAAUAAAGUAGUUUAAAAUUAUA